GUGUGUUCGAAGCGUUAUUGCAUUUUGGUACACUAGAAUUACAUUCAUUUCCAAUGAAACGCUGCAUUUGCCUUGCAGCAUUGCGUUGCAGAGGCAUAGACAGCUUGCGCUAGAACGACGUGACGUCAUCGGGUCAAAGUUUACAGCUAUGGCGUCGGGAAAUGGAAUUGCUUCUCUGGGCGUGGAGGGAGCUACAGCAGCCGCUCAGGCUCUGUCUCUACCAGCUGAGGCUUAUGGGAACGAUCCUCAACUGGAGGUGAUGUGGGCGAUGAAGGCUUACAAUCAUGCAGAGAUCUACUUUAAUCUGAUCUCGUCGGUAGACCCUAGUAAUCUGAAGCUGACCAAGGUGGAUGACCGGAUCUAUACGUCCUUCAGAGAAUCCUUCUCAGACCUCAACAUCAAGAACUUGGACCCAGACAUGCUCAAAACUGCCGAUGCCAAAGAGAAGUGGCGUCCGUUCUGUAACCAGUUCGACGGGGUGGUGGAGGACUUUAACUAUGGGACUUUGCUACGACUUGACUGUGAGAAGGACUACACGGAGGAAAACACCAUAUUUGCCACCAGGAUCCAGUUCUUUGCCAUCGAGAUCGCUAGGAACAGAGAAGGAUUCAACACCCCUGUAUUCCAGGCCAAAAAACAGCCGCCUUAACCCAUACCCUAUAACCUUUUUAGCAUAGUCUCCAACACCCUUGUAAACCCAACCAAGGAAGAGUUUCAACAGCCCUGGUUAAACACCCUACCUUUUGACCUAGGUAUAGGAUACUCUGAACCCCACAUCACCUACAACCCAGGAACAGAUAACAUUUUACCAGCCCUGGUUACCAGGCUUGACAUCCAUCUCCUUACAAUUUUCCUGUGAUCGUCCACCUUGACAUAUCAGGUCUACUGGAUACUAGACCAGUGGCAUGUUCAGCAGGGCACCACGUUGUGGAACGUUCAUAUAUAGAACAAUGACUUGUUUGCUUACUGAGCGUGGCCCAGAGGUCCACACACCAGCCUGCAUCCCACUGUGUGCAUGAGUGUGUGUACUGAUGUCCAAUCUGAGCAUGGUAGCUACAGAGCCUUCAGAAAGUAUUCACACCUCGAUUUUCCACAUUUUGUUACAGCCUGUGGAUAAAGUUCUGAUUGCGUCACUGGCCUACACAAUACUCCAUAAUGUCAAAGUGGAAUUAUGUUUUUAGAAAAUCUUAAGCCUCGAGUAAACUAUUCAACCCCUUAUAUGGCCAGCCUAAAUAAGUUCAUGAGUAAAAAUGUGUUUAACAUGAUUUAACGACUACCUCAUCUCUGUAACCCACACAUACAGAUAAUUGUCCCUCAGUCGAGCAGUGAAUUUCAAACAGACCAGGGAGGUUUUCCAAUGUCUCAAAGGGCACCUAUUGGUAGAUGGGUAAAAAUAAAGAAAAAGACAUUGAAUAUCCAUUUGAACAUGGUUAAAUAAUUACACUUUGGCUGGUGAAUCAAUAUACCCAGUCACUACAAGGAUAAAUGCAUCCUUCCUAACUAUCCAUCCUUCCUAACUCAGUUGCCGGAGAGGAAGGAAACAGCUCAGGGAUUUCACCAUGAGGCCAAUAGUGAAUUUAAAACAGUUUAAUGGCUGUGAUAGAAAACUGAGGAUGGAUCAACAUUGUCAUUUCAGUUAUUGUGGAGUAACUACAGAGUGAAAAGAACGAAGCCUGUACAGAAUAUACUUUUCCCCCAAAAUGCAUCCUGUUUGCAGUAAGGCACCAAAGUAAAACUGCAAACAAUUGGCUAAGAAAUUAACUUUGUCCUGAAUACAAAGCAUUGUUUGAGCCAAAUCCAACAUCACUGACUUAGGAGUUUUUUGGGAUACAAAUAAACAGAAUAGAGCUAAGCACAGGCGAAAACCUGGUUGUCUGCUUUCCAACAUACACUGGGAGACAUUCACCUUUCAGCAGGACAAUAACUUAAAACACAAGGCGACAUUGAAUGUUCCUGAGUGGCUUAGUUACAGUUAAUGGCUGUCUAACAAUGACCAACUUGACAGAGCUUGAAGAAUUUGCAUAUAUUAUACAAUCCAGGUGUGCAAAGCAGCUGUUAUCGCUGUCAAAUAUGAUUCUGACAUGGAUUAACUCAGGGUGUUGAAUACUACUAAUUUUUCUACUUUGACAUGAGUAUUGUGUAGAUUGUUCAAAAAAAUAUAUUUUUUUAUCCCACUAACAAUGUGGAAAAGGUCCAGGUGUGAAUACUUAAAGGCAUUGUAUAUGUAAUUAGAUUCUCUAAUUCGUGGCAAUAAUUUCUGGUUAUGUUCUUGUACAGUUUGUUUCAAAUGACAAUAUUCUUUAUAGUGAACCACUUUUGACCAUGGUGCUGGCUAAAAUUGGUGCACUGUUGGAAAUCGGGUGUCCUUUUUGAUUUGCCCGGUGUGUGUGUAUCCAACCACAUUCACUGACUGGUCUCGUGAAUGGUAAAAACACAUACAUCUGAAUAAAUGGAAGUCUGGAAUCA
Molecule: messenger RNA, 2466 nt
Organism: Salvelinus fontinalis (brook trout)
Lineage: Eukaryota; Metazoa; Chordata; Actinopteri; Salmoniformes; Salmonidae
Product: protein PBDC1-like
Exons: 6
Coding region: 149-649 (166 amino acids)
Cellular component (GO): cytoplasm
Source: RefSeq, a predicted model, not a curated record